AUGCCUACUAAGGGUACGAUCAAGGAAACGAGCGCUCUCCGUCAGAUUGCUGCAAUGGGAAGUGAAGGACAUGGUCGUCCAGGGGUGGGCGGGUCUAAUGGGGAGGAUAAGAUCAAUCUUAGUGGUAAACUGUUCUUACGUUCCAUCAGGGAUCAGGAGGAUAAACUUGCUCGGUACGCGAAUAAUCCCCGACUGGCUGGGUGGAGGAGUAAGGAAGAAAAAGCAAGAGACAAGAAGAAACAAACCAAGUUGCCGUCUACUGCGGCUGAUCUCAUACUCGAUAUCGCCCGAGGUGAUCCCGGUCUUCCCCCAAGAGAUAAGGUCUCACAAGUGUACCGCAUUCUUGCUCAAAUCAGAGGGAGAAUGGAUGUGAGAUAUCGAAAACUCAAGGUGCUAGAAGAUCAAGCUUUUUCUAUCCGAAGACGACUGAUGUAUAUGGAGAAGUCAUUGCAGGACAGAAUUGACCAACUUUAUUUGUAUCUGAUUGUAGCUAUUGUCAAGUCUACGAAAAGAGGCAUUGAUAAAGUCGGAUAG
Messenger RNA from Kwoniella mangroviensis CBS 8507, 534 nucleotides. RefSeq lists its product as uncharacterized. NCBI's taxonomy places the organism in Eukaryota, Fungi, Basidiomycota, Tremellomycetes, Tremellales, Cryptococcaceae. The record is from RefSeq and is a predicted model, not a curated record. The coding region runs from base 1 to 534 and encodes 177 amino acids. The transcript is spliced from 4 exons.